GACCAAUGCUUGACCGUUCAAUGUUCAAUAACAUAACCUUAAAAAUAUUUUUCGUUUAUUGCUUAAUUUUAUUGAAUAUUUAAAUAUUAGUUAGACUUUAAAACCUGCAGAAGACAUCUUAAAUCUAAAAAAAACAUUAAAUAUAGCCUGCUGUAAAUCAACUUGAUAACAUAAUAAUAAUUAUGGGUGAAGAAAGUAUUUUGAGUGUAAAGUGUCGAAUUUUAGAUAUCAUUUCGGAGCUAGAUGACCAUGAGGUGCAAAAUAUUGAAGAAUGGAUAACGUCUCAAUCUUACCGAAAGGAUUUAGAACAAAAGAGGAACCUUCAAAGAUCAGAGAAACAAUUAAUAAAAAUUGCUAACACAUUAAAGAAAAUUGUUCCCUUUGAGGCUGAAAUGACAACAGAGAAAAUUGAGCCACCAACUGUUGGUGAUCAAGCUGACUGUACCAAGGAAAACACAUGCCAUGUUGAUGAGUUCCUUUAUGACGAUAAACAGGUUGAUGAACUUGUGAAAGCAGAGAAAUUAACAAGAUUUUAUUGCUCACAAUGCAACUCUAGGAAAAUUAAGGAAUUAAUUUUCAUCUCUCACUCAAUGUCAAGACAAGCUUUACUAUAUAUAUUUAAGGUACUCUUGCCUAAGGACCUGGAAGACAAAAAAAUUCUAGAUGUUGGUUCUAGAUUAGGUGCAGUACUUUAUGGUGCUUAUUACUUUUCAAAUGCCUCUACUAUUGUGGGAGUUGAGAUGAACAAAGAAUUGUGUGAAAUUCAAGAAAAUGUUAUUAAGAAAUACUCUAUGGAUGCCAACAGAAUAAAAGUUGUGCAUGCUGAUAUUAUGGAGAGAAAUGAUAUCGUUGAAUGCUCUAAUAUAAUUAUCAUAAAUGUUUUAGACUUUUUUGUGGACAUUGAAAAACAUAAAGAGAUAUGGUAUUUCUUCAAAAAACAUAUUAAAAAGGGAAGCUAUUUAAUAGCGAACAGAAGUAUGGCUGAUACUUUAAACAGUCUAGAUAUAUAUGAAGAUAUGAUUGGCUGGUUGAAUAUUUGUAAACCCAAUCAAAUUGAAAAUGAAAUAUUUUUUGAUGUGGAAGAUUACAAUGAAUUAUACUUGUAUACAGUGAACUAAUAAAAAUUAUUUUAAAAACUAUCUA
Molecule: messenger RNA, 1143 nt
Organism: Colias croceus (clouded yellow)
Lineage: Eukaryota; Metazoa; Arthropoda; Insecta; Lepidoptera; Pieridae
Exons: 4
Coding region: 183-1118 (311 amino acids)
Molecular function (GO): methyltransferase activity
Source: RefSeq, a predicted model, not a curated record